This is a messenger RNA of Aaosphaeria arxii CBS 175.79, 830 nucleotides long. RefSeq lists its product as uncharacterized. The transcript is spliced from 2 exons. The record is from RefSeq and is a predicted model, not a curated record. NCBI's taxonomy places the organism in Eukaryota, Fungi, Ascomycota, Dothideomycetes, Pleosporales. Bases 242 to 697 code for a protein of 151 amino acids.
UGAGAACUUAUAUUACGUGGGGACAAUAAGACCGAUGGCGCAUGAUUGUGCUCCAUCCAUCCGUUUGCGUUUCGGAAACCAACAAGGAAGGUGCGUUCAAUGUUUACCACCACCACCACAGGAAAUCUUCCUCAACAACAGUGAAGAAGAGUCAGUGGGUGAUGAUUGCGGCAGUGAUAGCAAAUCUUUGAGCUAGGGCGACUCUAAUGGAUACAGAGAGUUGGCACGUCAGGCUGGCCCCAUGCUAGUCUUCUAUGCCGACAACAGUGCCUUAGCGAGGUUUUUUUGCAAGCAGUUAGGAUUGUUUACUGGCUACAGUACAUUCUUAAGUAGACACUUACUUGCUGCUCUUCAAAACGCCCGAGUCGAGGCAAUUCGUGCUCUGUCUGCUACAGGGAGAAAAUCAGAGAAUGGUGCGUCUAAAGGCAAUGGGAUCCGCGUUGGAAAAGACGAAUUUAUACGCAACCUGAACGAUCUUGGAAUAAGCCACACGACGUACAUGUUCCGCAGAGCCUUGUGGGAUCGGGCACCACGGUCAUCCACGGAGGUUGCAGAUUACCUUAUUUCGAUUUCGGGUGUUCCAGGCAAACGUUCUCUACCAAAUUCGGAGCUUCUGUACUGGAGGAAGAAAGGACAAGAGCGUACACUCAUACAAAGCAAAAGAACCGCCAAAGCUUGUUGCCCCAUUAUCGGAUAAAGAGUUGGAUGAAUUUGGAAUCCUACCAGGUGGCAAAUCGUAUUCAGAUGUACGCUCUCCCCCUCAAGAGCAAAAUUACACUGUAUAGAUUCUCUAUGCCCAGAGCAGCUCUGUUUUAUGGUACAGAGGGUUG